ACAAAAGUAAAAAUUCAUGAAAAAUAAUCAAAAUGUUUGUGCCGCUUUGGUCUAAGCCAAGUUAGCCAUGUAGGAAGCCAGAGACGAGAUAGAGAGAGAGCCAGUGUAGUGCACCAUACUUACAGUAGAAGGAUAUUUAUAUAGUUAGGCAUCAUCAUGAAGGUAUUCCGACUGCGCCUGGUCAAGCUGCUGCUGCUGGGUUUUCUCGUGGCCAAUUUGAUAUUUAUCUAUUAUGCCUGGAACACGCUGCUCUGGCGUCGCAUAUCUCGGGCAUUGGGUGGCAGCGAUGGAGAUGGUGAUGGCCAUAACAUCGGUCCGACAGCUAAGACCCUAUCGCCAAAGGAUAAGAUACGCAACGCCAACAAACACAUACGGAAAUCCAUCACCAUAAUGUUCUAUGGCCAUUAUAAUUUCGAACAGGACCUGCGAUCGAGCAUUGAGAGCAUCCUAGAGAUUAUACCCAAUAUGCCGAUAAUGGUGCUGCAGGAAGGAGGCGUUGAGUACUCCUAUCCGCCAGUUAGCUACGACCGUAAUUUGACCACCGGCGAAGAGGACACAGUGCGCUUCGUUAACUUGGCGUUUGAUGUGCGUCAGACGCGGCAACAACUCAGUCCCUUGGCCAUGGUUCACACAAAAUAUGUCCUGCUAAUGCCCGACAGUGUCCGCCUGAGCGGCAAGAACCUGCUGCAGAAAAUUCUACGUGAGAUCAACACUGUGCCCGGAGUCAAGGAUCCGGCACAACGCGUGACCGUUGCCUCGGAUGAAGUAGUUAAACGUCUAGUGCUCGUGCCAUUCGUUGGGAAUCUCAAAUCCUUUAGCAGUUGUGUCAAACUUAAUUUGGAUCUGCCCAAUUGGACGCUGGAAUUGAUAGCUUCCAAUCAUACCGCCCACUGUGAUCUGUUCUUGCAGAAACAUGCAAUCCUUGUCGAUGUGGAAGCUUUAAGGGUCAUGCCAGAGCCAUUUGCCUUGCCCUUUCCCGAGAUGUUUUACAUACAAGCGAAAAUGGCAAAUCUUACGGCAACGGUAUUUCCGCAAUCCUUCCAGGAGGGUCGACGACUCUUUGCCUCCUUCCACACGAAACAGCGACGCAUGGAGCUGCGUCGUCGACAAUUCCGGGACAUGUACAAGAAACUGCAGAUAAAGCGACUUGUUCGAAGGGUUCACAAGGUGCCCACUAAAGCUCCGGCAGCCAAGGAGACUGGAAGCUGGCAGCAUAACUUAGUGAUCGAUGCCCAGUUCUCUUCGUCGAACUUUUCUCUGCCCCAAACUACCGUAAUUGAUCUUUUUGGCUGCGAACGAACCACCAAAUCCUGCAUCGGUGCCGUUUACAAUAAUCGUCCGUUCUACUUCUACAUGGACCGCCAUACGCCUCCGUGUUGUCUGGACAAACUAAAGACCACUUUCAACCAUGUGAUGGAGGAAUUCGAAAAUGUUGGCAUACGUUACUGGUUGGACAAUUACGCCCUGAAGAGCGCCAUCGAGACGAAUCAAUUGUCGCCGGAUGCCUAUGACAUCGAUAUAAGUUUCAAUGUACAGGAUCUGGAGCGCUCGAAUGCCAUGAGGAAGUCCCAGAGUAAGCCGUAUGUUGAUAACGAAGGCUUCUAUUGGAUCAAGGCCACCGAUGGUCAUUACUUUCGGGUGCAAUUCUCCAAAAUUAAUCAAGUGGGCGUCAAUCUGUUGCCCCAUGAGAUAAGUGGCACCGAUGUCAAAGCCAGCGGAUUCUUCGGCUGGAAAGCAAACACUUUCGCAGCGGAUUACUUGCAUCCGAUGUCAACAGUUUUGUUCCUCGGCCGGGCAGUCAUGUGUCCCAACAAUGUGCUCGAGUACUUGGAAGAAAAACGCAUCAAAGUCAAGGCAGAUGAGACCAUGAUGGAGGAUUAAAUCUAGUUCAAUUCCUUUUAAUUAGUUUACGUAAAUUUUUGUUGAACGAUUUAGCCUAAUUCCUAGUAUAAAAAAGCUUCACUUGGGGCACAUAUUUCGGUCUAGAUGAACUGUUAAUUGGACAACGAUUAUUCUCAGAUCACUUAGACUCAAUUGAGACUCGGCAUCCAAAUUGGAGCAAUGUCAAAAUAUUUAUGUAUGUGACUCGAUCUGAAAAUCAACCUAUUCCCACUGUAUUUAUUCGUCCAACGUAGCACACUGGAACAAAUACAAAAUAACUUUCUCAAAAAUGAACUCUGUGACCAUUGAAUUUUUGUUAGUCAAAUCGGAAUUACUAAUAAUGAACGAAAAUAAAUCAUGUGACCACUAAUACAAAUAUUACUUAGAUAAACAGAUUUUUACACAGUUUAGAUGAGAUUUUGUUAAAUCUUUAAGUAUCUCCACGUAGGACAGAUUUUGACUUAACUUGUUUAAUUAUAGU
Molecule: messenger RNA, 2362 nt
Organism: Drosophila willistoni
Lineage: Eukaryota; Metazoa; Arthropoda; Insecta; Diptera; Drosophilidae
Product: fukutin-related protein
Exons: 3
Coding region: 157-1881 (574 amino acids)
Biological process (GO): protein O-linked glycosylation via mannose
Cellular component (GO): Golgi apparatus
Source: RefSeq, a predicted model, not a curated record